Molecule: messenger RNA, 1883 nt
Organism: Salmo salar (Atlantic salmon)
Lineage: Eukaryota; Metazoa; Chordata; Actinopteri; Salmoniformes; Salmonidae
Product: guanylate kinase
Biological process (GO): purine nucleotide metabolic process
Cellular component (GO): cytosol
Molecular function (GO): GMP kinase activity
Source: RefSeq, a predicted model, not a curated record
CCAUGUUGAAUACACCCCCCUCUUCUCCUGGCUGCACAGUGUAAAAUAGUAAUCGAUCGUGACCAGUGUAUUAAUUUGGAUAACAUCAUGUAUAUAAUAUAGCAAGCCAUGUAUGUGCGCAGACUAGCAUCAUUGCAUUCCCUGACCAGCUGCAGUCGAGUGUGCGUGGCCGCUCUCCUUGGUAGCACAGUCAAUUGUUUGCGCGUAGUUUUAUCUUAAUCUCAAAUUCACCAUUCCAAUAUAGCUAGCUGGGUUUAAAAAAAAGUAUAUUCCAGGCAGACAAUCUGAGUUGUUGACAAGUAAUGCAACGUUAAUGAGGGACUGACUACACUUCGGAAAAAGCUAUGGCAGGACCCAGGCCAGUGGUGCUGAGUGGUCCGUCGGGGGCUGGGAAGAGCACACUGCUCAAGAAGCUGCUCAAGGAGUACGAGGGCGUCUUUGGCUUCAGCGUCUCACACACAACAAGGAGCCCUCGUCCUGGUGAAGAGAAUGGUAAAGAUUACCAUUAUGUUACAAGGGAGUAUAUGCAGGCCAGCAUCGACAAAGGGGAUUUCAUUGAGAGCGCAGUGUUUUCCGGGAACAUGUACGGGACGAGCAGGGCCUCCGUGCAGGCCGUCAAGGACAAGAACCUGAUCUGCGUCCUGGACAUCGACAUGCAGGGAGUGAGGGCAGUCAAGACGACAGACCUCAACCCCAUCUACAUCUUCAUCCAACCUCCGUCCAUGAGCAUCCUGGAGAAACGUUUAAGAGACCGAGAGACUGAGUCAGAGGAGAGCCUCCAGAAACGUUUGCAUGCUGCUCAGGUGGACAUGGUGAUAAGCAAAGAUCCUGGCAUAUUUGACGUUGUCAUUGUCAAUGAUAGUCUUGACGAUGCCUAUGGGAAGUUGAAAGACACUCUUAUUGAGGAAAUCAAAAAAGUCCAGAAAACCAACUUGUCUUCUUAAGCGACGAGAAGCCUGACAUCCAUUCCAGCCAUCCUGGCUACUCCUUACAAAAUGUCAGCCCCUCUAUUCCAAUCCUGAACAUUCCGUCAGAUACUGGUGUGGGAAGGAACUCCAGACAACAUCCCUUGCACCUAACCACAUACGGUAGCCUUUUGAGUGUGCACUAAGAUCUAGCCUAUGUUUUUACAUAUUGGGAGGAUAUAGGUAGGUAUUAAGAUGAUAAAAACUGUAAGUAGAGGUAGAAGUGGACUAUUUUGCUUUAUUUACUCAUUUGGCACAGUUUUAUUUAUUUUUUAUCCACAAAGACAAAACACUCCAUUAAUGGUUAACUUGUAACUGAGAUGGUCCCUAAUAUGUUUUUCCUCUGUUUACUACAUACAGGAGUUUCUGCCAUUUUUUCUCUUCUGUCCAUUUAGUAGUAUUAUAGCCCCAAAGCAUUAACUGUGUUCUCUCUGCUCUUCAACAACAGAAGGCCAUAAUAACAAGACUCAUUCCCACGAAUGGCAGUGUUGUAGUACUCGAGACCACAUUGAGUGUCUCGGUCUUGUCUCAGUGUUGGAUACAUUUGUACUCCGUCUUAACUCAGCCUGGGACCAGCCGAGAUCAGCAGAGUAAAAAACCUCAUAAUUAUCAGCUUCCAUUCAGUCAGCGCAUAAAACUGCUUCUCCAGGCCAAAUACAUAAACUCCUUUCUUGAAACAUGAAUAUCUUAACAGCUUUUAUCUAGUAUAGACAUGUUUUCUCAGUGGUGAACCUAUAGGUCUUCAGUGUGUGACAGGUUAGUACAGUGGUGAACCUAUAGGCCUUCAGUGUGUGACAGGUUAGUACAGUGGUGAACCUAUAGGUCUUCAGUGUGUGACAGGUUAGUACAGUGGUGAACCUAUAGGUCUUCAGUGUGUGACAGGUUAGUACAGUGGUGAACCUAUAGGUCUUCAGUGUG